Molecule: messenger RNA, 1232 nt
Organism: Arachis duranensis
Lineage: Eukaryota; Viridiplantae; Streptophyta; Magnoliopsida; Fabales; Fabaceae
Exons: 9
Coding region: 133-1041 (302 amino acids)
Source: RefSeq, a predicted model, not a curated record
UGGAUGAAAAUGAAAUUGAAGUUAUAACUAGCGGAUGCUCUAACAGUUACAGACAAUCCACACGCAGAUUUAAAUUUUGUGUGGUGAGCGUGUGUUGCACUGAAGAAGAAGAAGAAAACAGAAAAGAAAACAAUGGCUUCAGCUUGGCUUCAUCUCCGUCCUCCUCUCUCUAAAUUGUCUCAACAGAGAGCACACCAAAUUACUUCCCUGACCUCACUCAAAUUCACCACUUCCACCAAAACCAACUUCAUCACGAAACCUCUCUCAGUGCGCUUCGCUUUAACCCAGUCUGACUCCUCCAAUUCCAAAUCCAUCGAACCUGAUCCCUCCGCGCUUCUCCAACAUAUUGCCGACAGUUUUGAUCUUCCUUCUGAUUACUUCGCUCAGCUUCCCCGGGAUCUUCGUUUGGAUCUGAACGAUGCCGCAUUCGAUCUAUCAAAGGGACCAGUCUUGGACGAGUGUGGGCAAGAGUUGGGGGAAAUACUGCUAAACAUCACCCGGGCAUGGGAACGUGGCGACACGUCAGCUUCCUACUCUUUAUUGACCAAGCUUCCUUCUAUGGAGGAGAAUUUGACAGGCAGUGCCAAAUCAGCACUUGGCAAGCGGUUGGUAUCUGCUGGAAGAAGGUUCCAGUCAAUGGGUCAGUAUGGCCAAGGUGAGCCACAAAAGAUUGCAAAAGCAAUGAUCACAGCUGGGAAAGCUCUAUCAGCUAUUUCAACUUCUGCAAGAAUAGAUGAACAACCGAAAGAAGCAGCUAGGAUGCUGAAGUUCGGAGAAUUGCAGCUUGAAAUAACACCAGACAACGCUAAUAUCGGUGCGGUAAUUGGAGUUGUUUUUGGGAUCCUUUCAUUUGAAAUAGCUAAUGGAAUUGAAAACAUUCCAGAGAGUUCCUUGCAGUACGCAAAUGACAAUGCACUGCUGCUCGCUAAGUCUUUAAGGGGAGCCUUGCUUGCUCUAUUCUACUGUUCCACGGUCCUGUCUGCAUUCACAACAGUUGGGCUUGUUCUACUUGGGAUACAACUAAGAUCAAAGAAAGAUUGAGCUUCUCAGUUUUGCUUCUAAUUGUAUGUGGUGGUGAGGUAAUAGAGAUGCACUAUUAGGUUCUUUCGUAGAAUACAAUCAUUGUAAAGUUACAAACUCAUCAUAUAGUUGCGAAAACCACACUAUAGCUAUAUGUAUUCUGUUUAAUGUAAAAUUUAAUACAUAUUAUAUGGUCUUGUUUGGAUUUUUAA